AUGAUCAAGGCAAUGUGGGCGCCAUUUGCGGCUGUGGCGCUGCUGGUGGCGUGUGCAUCGGCGUCUUCAUCGGGACUUGCGGUGAAGCGUGCUGCCAGUGUGUGCAAUGGGUAUUCUGAGCUCUGUUCCAAGCAGUACUCUAACGUGACGCACAUUGGUGCGCACGACUCCUACUCCGUGGGCUCCAUGAGCUCCGUCGGCACGAACCAGGAGCUGGAUGUGACGGACCAGCUCAAGAGCGGAAUCCGCGCCCUGCAGAUCCAGGGCCAUUCGGAGGAAGGUAGUGCCUCGGGCAUCUCGUUGUGCCACACGGACUGCUCCAUCAGGAACGGUGGCACGCUCGAGAGUUACUUGGGCAAUGUCACGCAGUGGGUCAAGGAGAACCCUAAUGAUGUGGUUACUAUCUUCAUUGCGAACAAUGACAACCUUCCUGCAGCACAGUGGGGCAAGGGAUUCUCGUCCGCCGGUCUCGAAAAAUACACAUAUGCACCCGCUGGUACGAAGGUCAGCAAGAACAACUGGCCUCAGCUGAAGGACAUGAUCAACAAGAACCAGCGUGUUGUGGUGUUCAUGGACUAUAAGGCGGAUACGAGCGCGGUCAAGUACAUUUUGCCCGAGUUCUCCAAUGUAUUUGAAGACCCUUAUGACCAACAAUCGACGCCCUUCAACUGCACGGCGGACCGCUUCAACGGCGACACAAGCCACAUGAUGUAUCUGCACAACCACUUCCUCGAUAAAAAGGGCGAUAUCUUGGGCAAGUCCUAUCUUACCCCCGACACGAGCCAGCUCAACAAGACGAACAGUGUUGACUCGAUCAUGAGCAACGCUGCAUCGUGUGCCAAAAAACACGACUCCUACCCCACUUUUAUCCUGUUCGACUUUUUCGACCAAGGCAAUGGCAGCGUGUUUGAAGCCGCUGCGCAGAUGAACAAUGUCCAGUACCAGGCGACUCCCAUUUCCUCGUCGUCUGACUCGAACUCGAACAGCGCAUCAUCGAUGCACCCCGGCCUGCCCUACCUGGGUGGCCUCUUUGCGCUUGCGCUGGGCUGGGUGGCACUCAUCCUCUAG
This is a messenger RNA of Malassezia japonica, 1068 nucleotides long. RefSeq lists its product as uncharacterized. The transcript has a single exon. Lineage: Eukaryota; Fungi; Basidiomycota; Malasseziomycetes; Malasseziales; Malasseziaceae. Bases 1 to 1068 code for a protein of 355 amino acids. Gene Ontology annotation, biological process: lipid metabolic process. Gene Ontology annotation, molecular function: phosphoric diester hydrolase activity. The record is from RefSeq and is a predicted model, not a curated record.